GCGGACACUGAAUCAAGGCGUUAAACGCGCAAUUUUCGGGUGUAGUUCUUUGUUCUUUCAAUACCUGGCCCGAGCAUUUCUUGACACAUCACCACCCAGUUCACCCUACAACACCGCCGCCUUUUAUCUUUUUAGCUGGCAAAGGAGCUUGCUGCAUUGUAUUCUUAUUGGGUAAUCGAAAUGACAGCUCCAAACUUCACGGCGGGUGGCCAAUCUGCAGUUGACAGCACCGAUCCUUACACACCUUACCCUUCACGAUCGUCUUAUGCAACGCUUGCCGAAUACCUAUGGAAAACGCCCUUCAUUUUUAACGGGCGAUUUGACGAUGAUACCCGAGCAGCAAUUAUUGCCGAAUGUUAUCAAUCCUUAUGGCAGUAUAAUCCGACGUUAAUGCAUCAAUAUUUUUUCAAGAACCAAAACGAUUUACAAGAUGCGAUUCGCGCUCAAUUACACGACAUGACUGGCAGGGAGUACUCCAAAAUGGCUAUGGAUGACCCCUCUUCCUUGAUUUGGCACACAAAUGGUUUAGUUCCAUCCCCUGACCUUUCAAGUGAGCGCGGACGACAGUGUGGACAUGUUUUUCGAAAGGGAGAACCCGUAUAUCGCUGCAGGAAAGGAUCUUGAGGAAUUAGACUAUGAGAAAGAGAGUGUCGGGCAGUGCGGUUAAGUGGGGAAC
Zychaea mexicana is the source of this 676-nucleotide messenger RNA. RefSeq lists its product as uncharacterized. The coding region runs from base 181 to 624 and encodes 147 amino acids. The transcript has a single exon. Lineage: Eukaryota; Fungi; Mucoromycota; Mucoromycetes; Mucorales; Lichtheimiaceae. The record is from RefSeq and is a predicted model, not a curated record.